Trichomycterus rosablanca is the source of this 1746-nucleotide messenger RNA. RefSeq names its product solute carrier family 22 member 7b, tandem duplicate 1 (gene slc22a7b.1). Lineage: Eukaryota; Metazoa; Chordata; Actinopteri; Siluriformes; Trichomycteridae. Gene Ontology annotation, cellular component: membrane. Gene Ontology annotation, biological process: transmembrane transport. The transcript is spliced from 10 exons. The coding region runs from base 1 to 1656 and encodes 551 amino acids. The record is from RefSeq and is a predicted model, not a curated record. Gene Ontology annotation, molecular function: transmembrane transporter activity.
AUGAAGUUCGAGAGCAUCCUGGCCGAGACGGACGGAUUCGGGCGCUACCAGAUCGUGCUGUUCAUGCUGCUGGUGGUCCCGCGCCUCAUCCUGCCGUGUCACUUCAUGCUGAACAACUUCAUCGCCGCCGCCCCGCCCCAUCGCUGCGACGUCAGCUCUCUGGACCCUCAGGGUGCUUUCGGGACUCUGACUCCGGACCAAAGACUGACCGUUAGCAUUCCGAAACAGCACGAUGGCAGCUUCCUGUCCUGUCAGAUGUUCCCAGAAGCUCAGUUCCAGCUCCUGACCAACUCGUCCAACGCCACGGAGCUCCCGGCGGUCCGGUGCCAGAACGGAUGGGUGUACGACAACAGCACCUUCAAAUCCACGCUGGCCACCCAGUUUGAUCUAGUUUGUCACAGGAAGGGACUCACCAAGGCUGCUGCCACCAUCUUCUUCAUCGGCGUCAUGUUCGGGGCGGUGUUCUUCGGCAUCCUUUGUGACAAGUACGGGCGUAAGGCCAUGCUCCUCGUCUCCUACCUCUCGGUCAUCGUCUUCAGCAUCGCCAGCGCCGCCUCCAGGAGUUUCAUCAUGUUCGCGGCGUUCCGGUUCCUCACCGGUUUCAGCCUGUCUGGGAUCAGCAUCAUCACCAUCGUUCUCAGUAUUGAGUGGGUGGACAUCGAGCACCGGACCUUCAUGGGAGUGUGUGGCAGCGUUAUCUGGACGAUAGGCAAUGCCCUGCUGGCUGGCAUCGCCUACCUGGUGACUGACUGGCGACUCCUGAUCGUCACCGUCUCCGCCCCCCUGGGCUUUGCUGUGAUCACCUGGUGGAUGGUCCCUGAGUCCGCACGGUGGCUGAUAGUCAACGGAAAGACUGACCGAGCGUACAGCUUCCUGCAGAAGUGCGCCAAGUCCAAUGGGAGAGCAGAUUUUACAUCCAAAAUCAAACCUGAGAUUCUCACCACAGUGGUGGCAGAAAGCAAACAGAGACGCAAUUACAGCUACCUGGACCUGGUCAAAACGCAGCAGCUGAGAAGGAUCACCAUCUACACCGGCAUCGUGUGGUACGGCGUGGCGUCGACGUACUACGGCAUCAGUCUGAACAUCACCGGGUUCGGUCUGAACAUCUACCUCACGCAGUUCAUCUACGCCGCCAUCGAGCUGCCGGCUAAACUGGCCAUCUUCUUCACCCUGAGGAGAUUCGGUCGCAGGGUCAACCAGGUGGUCACGCUGGUGCUCACCGGAGUGUGUAUCAUCAUCAACAUCAUUACUCCUAAAGAUUACUGGACGUUCCGCACCGUGGUAGCAGUGUUAGGUAAAGGACUAUCGGAAGCUUCCUUCACCACGGUGUUGCUGUACACCACUGAACUUUAUCCUACUGUCGUACGGCAGAACGGUGUAGGCUAUACAAGUUUCAUGGGUCGUUUGGGUGCCUCCAUCUCCCCUCUCAUCAUGCUGCUGGAGGACGUGUGGGUCCACUUUCCUCAGCUGGUUUUUGGAACGGUGGCUGUCACAUCCGGCCUCGUGGCCCUCCUGCUCCCGGAAACGAACAACGCCAAACUUCCCGAAACCAUCGAGGAAAUUGAGCAGACCAGGACGAGCUCGGUGUGUAUCAGCGCACAGGACCAGAGUGACGUCCCUCUGAAAACAGAGCUGACUGUAGAUACAACACGAUGACACACACACACACACACACACACACACACACACACACACGCACACACACGCACGGAUGCUUGUAAUGAUCCAAAUAAAGUUUGGCAUUUA